UCGCUCUUAUGAUUUUCACUUCGAACAAAAAACACACACACGGAAGCCACCGCCACAACCCCCCGAAGCCCGAGCCGCACGUCGCCGUCGAGCCCAUCCCCGCCAAGACGCUAUCAGCCGCCGCUGCCGUAGUUUCCGACGCACCCAACCUCGCAGUCCACGUCCUAGCCAGCCUCCCACUCCUUAAUCUCCGGUCCGCCGUUCUUGGUUCACCGCCGCCGUCGUGGUUUCCCGUCGUUCCUUUCCGUCCGUGGUGCGCUGGAUCCUUUCCAAUGCUGAAAUUCUUCAAUUAUUCUGAUUGAUUGCCUGGAUCGUCCAAUGCUUCCGCAUAUGAUUGAAUUAUCUUUCAUGCUUGAAUGCUUCUGUGUUCAAGAGUGCUGGUGGUAUUCCCUCUUACUACAAUAUUGAUGAUAAAGUGGAUAGUUCUGGAAUGGAGAUGAGCUGCCAAGAAAAUGUUGGUGGUAGUGAUAUUCCUGCAUGUUCUACAGCAGGGAAUAUUUCACAUCAAGACCAGCGUUUCAGUAGCUAUGUGCAGCAGCCUGCUUUUGUGAGUGGAUGGAUGUAUGUGAAUGAACAAGGGCAAAUGUGUGGUCCAUAUAUUCAGGAGCAACUAUAUGAGGGUUUAACUACUGGUUUCUUGCCAUUUGAGCUUCCUGUCUAUCCUAUGAUUAAUGGCACAAUAAUGAACCCUGUGCCACUGAAUUACUUCAAGCAGUUUCCUGACCAUGUCUCUACUGGGUUUGCAUAUCUGAAUUUGGGUUUCUCUGGCUCAAGGGUUCAUACAAAUGGUCCCUCCUCAUCUAUGGAUAUGGCAAUAUAUGGGCAGAAUCAGUCUUUUGACAAUGCUGCUCCUUUGGCUGUUAACUCUGGCUCGCAGUCAGUUCCGUAUUCACAUGGCAAUUACUGCAUUAAUGAACCUAACCACCAAUGUUCAAAGUCAGAGUUGUUCAACAGUAUGAUAUCUUCUCAGAUGUUAGGUGAAGAACGUUGUUGGCUUUAUGAGGAUGAAAAGGGCAUGAAACACGGUCCACAUUCUAUUUCAGAAUUGAUUUCCUGGCACCAUCAUGGAUAUCUUCAAGACUCGUCAAUGAUAUCUCAUUUUGGCAAUAAGUAUGGUUCCUUUCUGCUAGUUGCUGCUGUAAAUGCUCUGAAAGGGGAUACAUCUGGAACCAUUUGUAGAUCAGGUUCCAACAACAAUGAGCUUGGUGGUACGGUAAACUUAAUCUGUGAAAUAUCUGAGGACAUUUCUUCCCAAUUGCACUUGGGUGUCAUGAAAUCUGCCCGCAGAGUUGUGCUCGAUGGGGUUAUAAGUGAUAUUAUUGCAGAAUUUUUUACUGAAAAGAAACACAAGAGGCAGAAGCUUGAUUCAACUAACCUGGCUUCUGAGACCUCCGUGGUUGACAGCAAAAGGUCAAAUGUUGCUGUGGAGAUUAGUAAAGAUACUGCUGUUCCGAGUGAGCAUGCAUCUUCCCAUAUUGCAGAUGAUCAGACUUGUCUUGAAAUUUCUAGACCAUCUUCAAUAAGUUUUAAAUCGGUUGGAAGUGUUGAGAACUUUUGGUGGUCGUAUGCUGUUGUACGUAAAGUACUUGUUGAUUAUUGCAUGCAAGUCACGUGGAAUGCUGUAUUUUUUGACCCUCUAGCAGAGUACUUAUAUUCCUGGAGGAAAAAGAAACUUUGGUCUCAUCCUAAUCUUCAAAUAUUUGUUAAUGGUUGUGGAGAAUAUGAUGGAAAGAUUAAAUCUGAAGCUUUGCUUCUUGGGACAGGUUGUUCUAAAUACCCUACCGAUGGCUGUAAUCAGUUUGGAGUGCUGACAACAGGAACAGAUUCUCAUUCUAAGUUACCUUCUUUAUCUUCUAAUGUACCCAAAGAUGGAAAUUUAAUGGAAGGUCAAAGAGUUUCAUGCACUUAUAGUAACUCCAAAAAUUUGACAUGCAUUAUUGAAAGUGUGGAGAAUGAGCUUCACUUCUCUUCAAAGGUGUCUUUAGCUGAAUACUUUCGAAGUUUUGUUGAAAAGGAAGUGAACAAAAUAAUUCAUUCCCCUCAUGAAGACAAAUUGAGUAAGGUUGCUGUUAGUGUCUCUGGUUUCUCAGAACUACACACUGGUGAAACUCCUAUGAAGGAAAUUCUAAAUGACAAGUUAGUAGCUACUGUUAAGGCUGAAGAUUCAGUUUGUGAGCCUUCAUUAGCAAAUCAUAUGUCUAAUGUAUUCUCGAAUGCAUUUGAGGAGUUGUGUGGAGGUGUAGAAGUAGUUGAUGAAGGGGAAAUUGGUGAACUUCCACCUGGAUUUGAAGAGAACUCGCACACAAUUUUCCCACCACCGAAUUUGAAGAUUCGACCUUCAAGGGUAGCUGAAUGUAAUCCUAAGAUUACAGAAUAUGUUGCAACUGCACUGUGCCGACAAAAGUUGCAUAAUGAAGUCCUAGAAGAGUGGAAAUCCGCUUUUUUUUAUCCUACAUUGAAUCAAGCUUUUAUGUCUAAUAAGAAACGCAGUCAUUCUGGUAUUCAUGAGAAAGGAAAAGCAAAGAAAGCAAGGAAGGAACCUUUAAAUGAUGCUACUUCUGGACUGGGAAAGAUGAAAGAAGGAGCAAAAGGCUCUUCUGCAGUUCCUCUAGUUAAUGGAAAGUAUACAUACCACCGCAAGAAACUGUCACACAAAGAGUUGUGUUCCUCUCAAUCUGCUUCAGUGGAUGAUUCUAGGCCAGGGAAGCAGAACGUGUGUAAGUUAAGGAAUUAUGUUUUGGGAGAUUUGAAUGAAACUGCAGAAGUCAAAAUAGCUGCUAAGCGUGGAAAGGCUAGUGUGGUUAAAGGGAAGAAAGAUAAAUCUAAUAAGAGCAGGUCAUCUAUCAUUGUCAAUGGUAGCACAGAUGGUGAUCGAUUGUCCUUGAAGAAUAAAACUAGUUCGAAAGCAUUGAAACUUUCACGUACUGAUGGUGUUGUGGAUGCCGUAAAAUCUAAUGAAAGGAGGCUUUCUGCGUCAACAAAUAAUAGUGUUGGAAUGAAGAAGGUGGUUAAAAGCAAUGCUGAGGAUGUCCUAAAAUCAAAUGAAAAGAAGCUUUCAGCAUCAACAAAUAAUAGUGUUUCCAUGAAGAAGGUGGCUAAAAGCAAUUGCAGUGAUGGCACCAUUAAGGGGAAGGCUGCUGGUCAUUGCUCCAAACAGAGACCAAGUGCAAAUAAAAUGUCGAAACAAAAAAGGAAACAUUCAACAGAUGGUAUGCCAUCCUUACAUCCUGCCAAGUCUUUGAAAAUUUCAAACGAUGGUGCAAAGCAUGGAGCAAGCAAACAUGCUACUAUUACAAGGAGGAAUUCUGCCAAAUCCAAGCCAUUGAAUUUAUGUCCUAGAUCUGAUGGAUGUGCUAGGACUUCCAUUGAUGGGUGGGAAUGGCAUAGAUGGUCUCAAAGUGCUACUCCUGCAUAUAGAGCACGUGUCAGGGGCAUUGCCUGUAUACAAAACAAGUGCAUAGAUUCAGAUAAUAAUUUAUUGCAGCUAUCGAAUAAUAAGGGUCUUUCUGCAAGAACAAAUAGGAUGAAAUUGCGCAACCUUCUUGCUGCUGCUGAGGGUGCAGAUCUUCUGAAAGUGCCUCAAUUGAAGGCAAGGAAAAAACGAUUACGUUUUCAAAGGAGCAAGAUACAUGACUGGGGUCUUGUUGCAAUGGAGCCAAUAGAGGCAGAGGACUUCGUGAUUGAAUAUGUUGGAGAACUAAUUCGUCCUCGGAUAUCUGAUAUCCGUGAACGUCAGUAUGAGAAGAUGGGAAUUGGAAGCAGUUACCUUUUCAGACUUGAUGAUGGUUAUGUGGUUGAUGCUACAAAGAGAGGUGGGAUUGCAAGAUUUAUUAACCAUUCUUGUGAGCCCAACUGCUAUACAAAGGUCAUCUCUUUCGAGGGUCAAAAGAAGAUUUUCAUAUAUUCAAAACGGCAUAUUGCUGCUGGUGAAGAGAUUACUUAUAAUUAUAAGUUCCCGUUGGAGGAUAAAAAGAUUCCCUGCAACUGUGGUUCCAGAAAGUGUCGUGGAUCACUUAAUUAGUCAGGGAUUGAGUCUUUAAUUCUGGAUCAUGCUCCCAUUGGAUAUCAUUUUGAAGAUUUGAAGACCCUGCUAGCUUUAUAUUUCCUCAGACAUCAACUUGGAUGAGUUGCAUUGCAAGAGUACCUGUUUAUGAGCAUAUCUUGCUAUGGAUCAUCAUCAUUGUUGAUAGGCCAAUGGUGAUUGAUAUACAAUUUGGGUCGCCUCCUUGUUCGGUGAUGAAAUAACUCGCGUGCACUCUUGUAGACUUUUUGUGGCAUUGCAGGAGUAGCUCAAGUAGGAAAAAACCGUGUUAGUUUUGCCGAGUUGGAUUGUGCCUACUGCCGGUUCCCAGCCCGGACAAAGGAGGAGGAUUGCAAGUUUCAAGCUUUCCAAAAUUGUUUCGAAGGAAAGAAAGCAUCCGUUGUCAAUUUGGCUUCGAAAGAAAUGGAAAGAUUCUUACCUGCUGAAGUCAAAAUCAAAUAAUGGCUAAUACGACAAUAGAUUUUUAUUUUUACUUCACUUUCUUAGUUUGAAAUAGAACUUGUAUUCUUUCGCGUUUGUUUUUUUCGCUUUACUUCACUUUAUUUCACUUUCUUAUUACGGCAAAUGUUGAACAUCAACUCAAAAUUUUAAAAGACCUCGAUCUAGGUUUUUAAAAUGGUGAAAACUCAGGUGUAUUCGACUUCACAUGAAGUUGAUACUUGAGAACUGCUAGAUAAUUUAAUUGAUUGCACUAAAUUUUUAUCUAACAGUUCUUAGAUAUCAACUUCAGGUGAAGUCGACUUCAUCCGAGUUUUCACCUUUUAAAAUAUCUGCAUCUAUAUAUCUCAGCAUCUUGAAAUUGUGAUUAUAUUGUGUAGUUAAUCUUGAAGGUAAAUGUUGAUAAAUCUAGAGUAGUCCAUUCUUUGAAUGUAACUAGAAGGACAUAGGAGAUCUUUUCUAGCAUUUCUGAUUUUCGGUUCACUUGUGAUCUUCAUAAGUAUAUUGGGAUGAAUAUGGGAUAUGGUCGGUUUAGCAUAGCUUCUUUUUAGGGAGUUCGUCACAAAAUUCAAGUCCGCUUAGGCUAGUUGGAAGCGUUUAUGAUCUCCAAUUUCAUGUGGGGUUUACACAAUAUAAAAAAAUAAAAUAAAAUAAAAUAAAAGAAGGAGUGGCUAAAAGAAAAAAGGGAGAGAGAACGAGAUCAAGGCUCUCUCAUUUUGAAAGAAAAAAAAAAAAGGAAACAGUAAGGGUUCAUCAUCGAGGAAGAAGAAGAAAAUUUGGGAAAAAAGGGUAAGCUAUUUUUGACCCGAUUGAAUCGGUAAACUUGUUCUAUUUCUUAUGAAAUUUUAGUAUGUUAUUUCUGAUGUAGAGAUGAAUAUUAGGAUAUAAUUUAC
This is a messenger RNA of Arachis stenosperma, 5373 nucleotides long. Its product is annotated as histone-lysine N-methyltransferase ATXR7. Gene Ontology annotation, cellular component: Set1C/COMPASS complex. The coding region runs from base 431 to 4021 and encodes 1196 amino acids. NCBI's taxonomy places the organism in Eukaryota, Viridiplantae, Streptophyta, Magnoliopsida, Fabales, Fabaceae. The transcript is spliced from 20 exons. Gene Ontology annotation, molecular function: histone H3K4 methyltransferase activity; protein binding. The record is from RefSeq and is a predicted model, not a curated record.